GUGUGCGAGACAAAAAGUUAAAGAAGAGUUUUAACUUUUUUGAUAUUGUCAUUACUAUCAAAUUAUGUAAAACUGAUUACAGAUAAAUUAUCUGUAGUAAUAGUAAAUUGGGAAGUGACCUGGUAAUUAUUGUAGUAAGACUUUCUCUAUACAUAUUAACCCGCCAAAACGGCCCAAACGAAUUUCUGUCCGACUCGUAACCGAGUCGAUGCGUCACAGAACCUCUCUUAAGCUUUUCCCUCUCAGAAAACAUUCUCUGCUUCUCCAUAGCCGUUGCAAAUUCUCGGCGACACAGCCCCGAAUUGAAAACCCAAACCCCCUAUCAUCUCCAAAUAUUCUUCUUUACAACAAUCUCCUGAAAAUAUGCCACCAGGAAUGCAAAAAACUUCAGUCCCGCCAUGUGCUCGACGAAUUGCCCCAGAAAGCAGCACGUGCAUCGAAAGCUUGCAAAACCAUCCAUGUGCAAAGCCUGAAACAUGGGAUUGCAUCACAAGAUCAUCUGGGGAAUGCCAUUGUGGAUUUAUACGCCAAAUGUGGAGACAUGGUUUCGGCUGAGAAAUCAUUUUUUGGGCUCGAAAACAAGGAUAGCAUGGCUUGGAAUUCGAUUUUGUUGAUGUAUUCGAGACAUGGGUUGUUAGAGAAUGUCGUAGAAGCUUUUGGGUCAAUGUGGAAUAUUGGUGUGUGGCCGAAUCAGUUUAGUUAUGCUAUUGUUUUAUCCGCAUGUGCUAGGCUAGUGGAUGUUGAGCUUGGGAAACAAGUGCAUUGUAGUGUGAUGAAAACAGGGUUUGAGUUUGAUUCCUUCACUGAAGGUUCUCUUAUUGAUAUGUAUGCAAAAUGUGGUUAUUUGAUCGAUGCUCGGAGGAUCUUUGAUGGGGUGGUGGAGCCGGACAAUGUUUCUUGGACUGCAAUGAUUUCUGCUUAUGUAAAAGUAGGUUUACCUGAAAAAGCGAUGGAAGUUUUUGAGGAGAUGCAGGAACGAGGGUGUGUGCCGGAUCAAGUGGCAUCCGUGACCAUCAUAAAUGCGUGUGUGGGAUUAGGAAGGCUUGAUGACGCUCAUCAGUUGUUUUCGCAGAUGGCUAGUCCGAAUGUUGUGGCAUGGAAUGUGAUGAUUUCAGGGCAUGCCAAGGGAGGGAAAGAGGUGGAAGCUAUACAGUUUUUCCAGGACAUGAUUAAAGCUAGCAUUCGACCCACACGUUCUACCUUGGGAAGUGUUUUCAGUGCAAUUGCAAGCGUAGCAAAUCUGUCCCUUGGCUUACAGGUUCAUGCUUUGGCAGUUAAGCAGGGAUUAGAAUCCAACGUCUACGUAGGUAGUUCUUUGAUUAAUAUGUAUGCCAAAUGUCAAAAGAUGGAAGCUGCAAGUGAAGUAUUUAACAGCUUGGGAGAGAAAAAUGAAGUGUUGUGGAACGCAUUGCUUGCAGGUUAUGCACAGAACGGCAGUGCUUGUGAAGUUGUCAAGUUAUUCAGGAAUAUGAGACUUUCUAGUUUUGAUACCGAUGAAUAUACUUACACUAGCAUACUGAGUGCAUGUGCUUGUUUGGAAGAUGUGGAAAUGGGGCAGCAGCUUCAUUCUAUUAUCAUUAAGAAUAAAUUUGCAUCUAAUUUAUUUGUCGGAAAUGCUGUAAUAGACAUGUAUGCCAAAUGUGGUGCUCUAGGUGAUGCCAGGCGACAGUUUGAGCAAAUGCUAACUCGAGAUAAUAUUUCUUGGAAUGCGAUAAUAGUUGGAUAUGUUCAGCAAGAAGAAGAAGAAGAGGCUUUUAUCAUGUUCCAAAAAAUGGUAUUGGAGGGAGUUGUUCCUGAUGAGGCAUGUUUGGCUAGCGUACUCAGUGCCUGUGCCAAUAUACAAGAUCUCAAUAAAGGGAAACAAGUUCAUUCCCUGCUGGUGAAAUAUGGCCUAGAAAGUGGCCUUUUUGCUGGAAGUUCCCUUGUUGACCUGUAUUGCAAGUGUGGUAAUGUAACUUCUGCCAGUGAGGUUUUCUUUUGCCUUCCUGAUCGAAGCGUGGUGUCAACUAAUGCUUUAAUUUCUGGUUAUGCUCAGACAAAUAUUAAUUACGCGGUGCAUUUAUUCCAGAAUAUGCUUGUUGAAGGACUAAGACCUUCAGAGGUGACAUUUGCUAGUAUUCUUGAUGCAUGUAGUGGCCAGGUUUACAUGCUUGGGAGGCAACUGCACUCUUUCAUUUUAAAGCUUGGGUUUUCAUAUGACGAUGAAUUCUUGGCAAUCUCUUUGAUAGGCAUGUAUUAUAACUCCGGAAGAUUAGAAGAUGCGAGAUUGCUUUUCUCAGAGUUUACAAAACUAAAGAGCCCAGUUCAAUGGACUGCUAUGAUAUCUGGCAAUAUUCAGAAUGACUGCUGUGAGGAAGCUUUGCUUGGUUAUCAGGAAAUGCGCAAGUUUAAUGUCAUGCCAGACCAGGCAACUUUUGCUAGUGUCCUAAAAGCAUGUUCGACCUUGGCUUCUAUGCAGGAUGGCAGGAAAAUCCACUCUCUCAUUUUCCAUACUGGUUUUGACACAUAUGAAUUGACCGCUAGCUCCCUAAUAGAUAUGUAUGCUAAAUGUGGGGAUGUUAAAAGUUCAGUGCAAGUAUUUAGUGAAAUGGUGAGCAAAAAAGACGUUAUCUCUUGGAAUUCUAUGAUAGUUGGCUUUGCAAAAAAUGGUUUUGCGGAAGAUGCACUGAAAAUCUUUGAAGAAAUGAAGAGAGCAUCUGUGAAGCCUGAUGAUAUCACAUUCCUUGGGGUUCUCACUGCUUGUAGCCAUGCAGGAAUGGUAUCUGAGGGUCGUCAAAUCUUCAAGGAUAUGACUAGCCGCUAUGAUGUUCGGCCACGAGUAGAUCACUGUGCCUGCAUGGUUGAUCUGCUUGGUCGUUGGGGUAAUCUCAAAGAGGCAGAGGAGUUUAUUGAGAGAUUAGAUUUUGAACCAGAUGCAAUGAUUUGGUCUGCUUACCUUGGUGCUUGCAAAAUCCAUGGGGAUGAUAUAAGGGGGCAGAAGGCUGCUGAAAAGCUUAUUGAGUUGGAACCCCAAAAUUCUUCUUCAUACGUACUGCUAUCUAAUAUAUAUGCUUCAUCAGGCAAUUGGUGUGGGGUUAACUCCUUAAGGAAGGAAAUGAAAGAGAAAGGAGUGAGGAAGCCCCCUGGCUGCAGUUGGAUUAUAGUGGGGCAGAAAACAAAUAUGUUUGUUGCAGGGGAUAAAUUUCAUCCGCGUGCUGGUGAAAUUCAUGUACUUUUGAAAGAUUUGACUGCAUUAAUGAAAGAUGAAGGCUAUUUUUUUGAUAUAGGAUCUGUAAGGGAUAGUGAUCAGCUUGAGUCCAUUUUAUCUUCAUCUCAAGAGUAAUCGAAGACCCAAGAAUCUAUGUUAGAUAGACUCAAGCAGAGCUAUCCUAGUGAUCCUUUUGGCGGAACUGGGUGUUUUUUCCCUCUUGGCGAACUGGAUGCUUUCUUAUGCUUCAUUUAAAAUGUCACCAGUCCACGCUUAAACCCAUGAAAUGUACACUAGACAAGCUCUGAUACUGAGAAUCUAUGAUGAAGUUCUCCCAUUGGUUGGCUGAAGACCUGUCCUGAAGGAUAGUUCCUUGAGUGUUGGCUUUAAGAGGGUUCAAAUGUUAUUUUCGUUCAACACAAUUUCUUGAUGCAUGACAAAGGAACAAUACGGCUCGCAAGGUUCUGAGUCUUAUUUUAAUAUUUAACAGACAAGUUGUGGACACAAAUAUAGCUUCAAAAUCCUGCUCGAAGUGAUGAACCACUCUAACUGAUUAUCUUGAAGAAUUUUGAACGUCUACACUACCAAAAUCCUUGCUUAACUUUCUGUCGCUUAGGCGAAGGAAGAAUUGUGUCAUUGCAGAGCGUGGAAACAAUUGUAGCUGUAUUUGGCCUAUCAUUUGCAUGUUCUUGCACA
This is a messenger RNA of Nicotiana attenuata, 3883 nucleotides long. RefSeq names its product pentatricopeptide repeat-containing protein At3g09040, mitochondrial. NCBI's taxonomy places the organism in Eukaryota, Viridiplantae, Streptophyta, Magnoliopsida, Solanales, Solanaceae. Gene Ontology annotation, biological process: RNA modification. The transcript has 2 exons. Gene Ontology annotation, molecular function: RNA binding; protein binding. Bases 209 to 3322 code for a protein of 1037 amino acids. The record is from RefSeq and is a predicted model, not a curated record.